This is a messenger RNA of Pungitius pungitius (ninespine stickleback), 2085 nucleotides long. Its product is annotated as guanine nucleotide-binding protein subunit alpha-11-like. The transcript has 8 exons. Gene Ontology annotation, cellular component: heterotrimeric G-protein complex. Gene Ontology annotation, biological process: action potential; phospholipase C-activating dopamine receptor signaling pathway; adenylate cyclase-modulating G protein-coupled receptor signaling pathway. NCBI's taxonomy places the organism in Eukaryota, Metazoa, Chordata, Actinopteri, Perciformes, Gasterosteidae. Gene Ontology annotation, molecular function: G-protein beta/gamma-subunit complex binding; GTPase activity; G protein-coupled receptor binding. The coding region runs from base 157 to 1266 and encodes 369 amino acids. The record is from RefSeq and is a predicted model, not a curated record.
AAAGCCCGAGGUGUUAGACGCAGGUGGAGGUGGACUAGGAGGAGGGCGGGGGUGGAGAGGGGGACACCGGUGGGACAUGGACAGCGAGAGACGAUCGGCGCGUGAAGCUGCUCCACUGCAGGGACCGUGACGGACUGAUUUGGAGUGGUUUUCACCAUGGCGGGCUGCUGGCAGUGGUGCCACCGCAGCUGUGCGUGCUGUCUGUCCGAGGAGGAGAAGACGAACCUCGCCGUGGACAAAGAGAUCAAGAGGAUCCUCAAGCAGCAGAAGAAGAAGGAGAGAAGGGAAAUCAAAAUCCUCCUGCUGGGCACCGGUGAGAGCGGAAAAACCACCUUCAUCCGACAGAUGAGGAUCAUCCACGGACGAGGCUUCUCAGAGGAGGAGAGGAGGACCUUCGCCAAAUGCAUCUUCCAGAACAUUGUCACCGCCAUGAAGGCCAUGACAGGAGCCAUGACCACUCUCAGAAUCCCCUACCACAAUCCCGGGAACGAGAUCUACGCCAAGAGGCUGCAGGACGUGAACACGGUGCAGGUCUCACAGCUGGAGCGAGGCUACGUGGACGGGAUCCGACGCCUUUGGGCCGAUUCGGGCAUCCGGGCUUGUUACAGCCGGCGGUGCGAGUACCAGCUGCUGGACUCCACAGAGUACUACAUGAGCAACCUGGACCGCAUCUCCGCCCCGGACUACAUCCCCACGGAGCAGGACGUGCUGCGAGUUCGAUUCCCCACCUCGGGCAUCCACGACUACUCGUUCACCAUCAACAAAAUCACGCUAAGGAUCGUGGACGUGGGCGGCCAGAAGUCGGAGCGUCGGAAGUGGAUCCACUGCUUCGAAAAUGUCACCUCGCUCAUUUUCCUGGCCUCCCUGAGCGAGUACGACCAGGUCCUGGAGGAGAGGGACACCAUCAACCGUAUGCACGAGAGUCUGGCUUUGUUCUACACCACCAUCCAUUCUCCGUGGUUCCUCAACACCUCCAUCAUCCUCUUCCUCAACAAGACGGACAUCCUGGCCGACAAAGUCCAGACCUCUGACCUGCAGAAAUACUUCCCCAGCUUCACAGGUAAUCGGUGCAACCCCGAGGACGCCAAGAACUACAUCCGCAAGCUGUACGAGCAGCAGGCCGGCAACCGCGACAAAAGGGACGAGUGGAAGACCCUGUACCCGCACUUCACCUGCGCCACGGACACCAACAACAUCCGCAAGGUGUUCAGCGACGUCAAGGACACGGUGCUGAUCAAGGCCCUCAGGGACUACGGGGUCAUCUGACCUCCUUUCGACUCUCCGCCUGCACCUCCCGCGCUUCCACCCGCGGCGGCCGAAAAGCCACUUCCUCUUUCUCUCAUUUGUGUUUCCGAGGCAACGGUCGGACCUUCAUUUUGUCCUCCUCCUCCUCCUCCUGCUGCUGCUGCUGCUCCACCUCUUUCCCCUCAUUGGGAGGGAGGAAGGUGGAGAACAAAGGGCCUUCUUUUCCUCUUAAGCAGGACACAUGAGGACGUUUAGGGAGAUUGGGAGAGACAACUAGACUUGAGUGACUUCUGAUCGGGGGGGGGGGAGCGGUGGAGCCAGUAAUCACCGUCAGGCCUCUCGGGGGGGGGGGGGGGGGGGGGGGGCAGCCCCCUCCACCCGCUUUGAGUGUUGGGCGGACGCAGCGGACGAAUUGAACCGUAAUUGAAGCAGGAGCCGAGACGCUGUGAAGUACUGUGCCGCCAUUAACGGGGUAAUGACUUUUUAACAAGUGGCGGCGGCGCUGGGGUACGGCGGACCUGCCGCCAGGCCUUCGUUUUCAGGGCUUCAUCUUGGGUUACGUUUAGGUUCCAACGCUAAACACACACACACACACACACAAAAAAAAAAAACGUUUUCUAUUCUGCAACCUGAAUGGCAUUCCACGCGCUAUCGGGGCAUCUGGAGUUGUGCGGCUUUUCUCUCAGCGAUUAACGUCACGCGGAGUCAACGUCAGAGACACCAAAUCCUUAUUGACUGCAGCUAUCUCGCGCCGGCAGUGCGGCUAUCUGAGCGGCUCCGCUCUCCAUCCACCGCGAUAACAUUCACCGCCAGCAGGUUGCUCUGCCUUUGUUUAAUGGU